AUGGCGGCGAGGCCGCGGAGGCAUCGCUCGCGCUUUGCAAAGCAGCCGCGGGGUGACUUUUGUGAUGGCGCUAAGAAGACGAUUGAUGAACCUUCUCUUACGACUUCCAUGGAGUGGGACACGCAGGUGGUGAAAGGGUCUUCGCCACUCGGCCCCGCCGGGCUGGGGCCGGAGGAGCCGUCCGGCCCGCGGCUGCCAUGGUGGCUGCAGCCCGAGAGAUGCGCUGUGUUCCAGUGUGCGCAGUGCCACGCCGUGCUCGCUGACUCUGUGCACCUCGCCUGGGACCUGUCGCGGUCCCUAGCAGCCGUGGUCUUCUCCAGAGUCACAAAUAAUGUAGUUUUGGAGGCUCCCUUCCUAGUUGGCAUUGACGGUUCGCUCAAAGGCAGCACAUACAACCUUUUAUUCUGUAGUUCCUGUGAGAUUCCCAUUGGUUUCCAUCUGUAUUCUACUCAUGCUGCCCUUGCUGCCUUGAGAAGUCACUUCUGCCUUUCCACUGACAAAAUGGUGUGCUACCUCUUAAAAACAAAAGCCAUAGUAAACGCAUCUGAGAUGGAUAUUCACAACGUAUCUCUACCAGAAAAAGUUGCAGAGCUGAAAGAGAAGAUAAUGUUAACGCAUACUCGCUUAAAUUCACUCAUCAAGAUUCUGAAGGAAGGGACUCCUGACCAGUCCAAGCCAACAAACUGAUCCAGAAUCAAAGCUUGAGUAUCAUGUUCAGGCCUUAUUGCUGUCUUCAACAACAGGUGCUGUUUGAUCACUUCUCAAGAAAGUUCAGUUUCAAGGAUGAAUGGGAAAUGUGGUUUAUUGUUUACCUCUAGACUGAUUUUCCAAGUGAUUUGUGAAGCUGUUUCUGGAAGAUGAGAAACUAAGGAGACUUCUGUCCAGGUUUCAUAGUUAUCUGUCUUAAGAAUUUAUUUUAGCUUCUUAUCAAUUUCAUAAUAUUUAUUUCGGAAAACAUUUUGACUGCAAAUUUAGGGAUUAAGAGGCAAUGUCCCAUGAGUGCUCUGAUCUAAAGAUGCAUGUUUGGCCUGAAAAUAGCGUUGUACUUAUGUUGACUAUUAUUUCUACGUGGAACAACUGUCAUGAAUACUGAGAAAUCAUUUUUUUCUUAUGUGAAAUACGGGUACAUACAUUUUCUGUAGGUUAUGUUCAGUAAGUUAACUGCAUAAUAUAUGUUUCCCUUUUCUGUUGUAAACUGAGCUUAACAGGAUGAUAAUGAAAGGAAUGAUAAAAACAUCAAACAUUUACCAAAAUGCUUUCUUUUAUUUUGCUUUAUGUAGCACUGUGGCUCAGUAGUUCAUCAUAUUAUUCAUUUAAUAAAUAUUUAUAAAGUAUUAUGCUAGCUGCUGGGGAUGAAAGAUAAGCAAAAACAGCUACUCUGUAUCCUCAGUUUAUAAUCUAGUCAAGAGAUGGGACACUCAAAUAACCACAUGAAGACAUUUAAAAUUACAACUGUAGUAAGGGUUCUGAAGAAAAGGGACAUAGAGAUAUAAGCACAUAUAGCAAGUAACUGACCUGGUUUGGGGGUCAGGUAAGGCCUCUCUGUGGGAGUAAUAAUGUUUCAGCAGUGGUCUGAAAGAUGAGUAGGCAUUUAAUAAGCUGACGAAGAGAACAGUCUAUACAAAGGCCCUUAAAAAGACCUGUAGGAGUUACAACGGUGUCCAGAAACCUGCGGAUGCAAGGUCUUAUCGGCCUUCUGAAGGAUGUUUGUUUUUAUCCCAACAACCUUGAAGAAUUUUAAAGGAGGCCUAUGACAGGAUCAAAUUUUCGUUUUCAGAACCUCAUUAGGGUUGUCCUAUGGAGAAUGGGUGGGAGGGCGGCAAGCAGACCACUAAGGAGGGGCUGGCACUAGAACAAUCAAGAGACGAUAGCCUAGUGGUGGUGCACAGAGAAGUUAAUGUGGUUCUGAUGUGGCUAGCAGAUUUUUUUUUUUUUUUGCUGCGCUGCGCAGCAUGUGGGAUCUUAGUUCCCUGACUGGGGACCGAACCCACACCCCCUGUACUGGAAGCGCAGUCUUAAUAACCACUGGACCACCAGGGGAGUCCCCAGUGGCUAGCAGAUUUAAUAGCAGAUUCUUUCCAUUUUAGACUGCAUAUAGGAUAUUUUCCUUUAAAACUAUUUGAAAGAGAAAAUUCUGGCUCGCUUUAUGCUUUUGAGUUGCAAAAUUUGGUUAAGUAAGGGCGAAGCCUCUGGCAACAACCAGUACCAGAAAAGCUCUUUCUACUCCUAAAGAAUGAGACCUAAUACUAAUACUACAUUGAAUCAUCCUGGGAUUCUUAUUGUGUAUGGGUAUGUCUGCCUCAACGUAUUUCCUUUCUUUAAAAAGCUGUUCUUACGUAGCGAUUUUCCUUAACCUCUGGAUUUGCUGUUUUGGUAGACUUUCAAUAGAAAAUUAAAUGCUUGAACUUGACAUCAAAUUAAGCUGGCUAGUUUUAAAUAUUUUUUUUUCUCUCAAAUACAAAUUACAUGUUUACUCUAGAAAAAAAUUCAGAUAUAGAUGUGUGACAAAGGAAAGGGUAAAAGUAUACUUCCCCUUACAUUUCUGAGAGGCACAAUGUAGCAUGCUGG
Molecule: messenger RNA, 2568 nt
Organism: Delphinapterus leucas (beluga whale)
Lineage: Eukaryota; Metazoa; Chordata; Mammalia; Artiodactyla; Monodontidae
Gene: OIP5
Product: Opa interacting protein 5
Biological process (GO): CENP-A containing chromatin assembly; chromosome segregation
Cellular component (GO): chromatin; chromosome, centromeric region; nucleus
Source: RefSeq, a predicted model, not a curated record